CAGUGUCCCGUUAUCCCAUUGUCUUGCGUCAAUGUCGACCUUCACAUUAGGGUUUUCAAGCUGAAGCAGACCAACAACCUCAAAACACAGCGACGCGUAUGUUCUCGUCACAUAGCAGCCUUUACUAUCCCUUGAAUAUUGAUAGACCGACUGAGGUACGAGCACUGGCUCCUUCUAUCUUUGUCGGGGGUGCGAUAGACGUUCGCAGCUAGAAUACUCCUGACUGUGUGCGUCUCUUGGCAUCCUCCACGAGAUGAGGCCUAGACCAUGAUUCCGCCAUGAUUUACUCAUUCUGCUCAAAAUACAAUAGUCUCCAUUUCAUCAGCACCAGAGAGUAUUCACAAGCACCUUCUGCCCCAUGAACCGAACCCAGAUAGCCGUCGAAGCCUCAGCACCUUGGAACUCAAAGGUGACUUCCCAUACAGUUGCUCCCUUCAAGCUUCAUCUCGAAACACGCUACGAUGCCGCGGAGAACCAGAUCAAGCAAGAGACCGCAUAAGCACCGCCAAGAAAACUUUGAGCCGACUCUCAUCCCCGCCCAGAGCCACGCUGUCGACGAAACGCACCAUCAACACCGGUCACGAAAAGACAGAAAACCAGCCAGGGGAUGCCGGAGCUCGUCCGUACCGUACAAGCCCUCGAGAAAGCAACGCCACGACAGGCACACUCGCCGCACCGUCAUUGAGAUGGAUACGGAUGGCGACUUCACCAUGCUGCCCACACCCCCAGCCUCACCAGAGACUCCAUCCCUCACUUGCACAACCGCCCACAAAGACAGCAUCAUAAAUACGGGCGUCGCCAGCAGCCGUGACAGAUGCUCCAACCCAGAGAGUUGCGUCUCUCUAAGGUCUUCAAGAGUCUUUCCCGGAGGUUCCUCCACGGCAGCCCAGCAGUCUCCCGGCGACACGACUUUGAAGAAUUUCCGAUUUCGACAUUAUUUACUUUCUAUGCUUGACCAGCAGCGUGCCGCCGUUGAGUUGUGGGCCGAUAGCGUUGGUGCUGGAGGGCCCGCGGAGCCAAUGGACUGGCAGCCAGAGCAGGAGCGGAUCGUCUAUAUUGCGCGGGAUCCCGUGGAGUACGGGUGUUAUGAGGAUCGGUGGAGAAUGGAUCGUAUGUUGCUAGAGGGAUGGCGGCAACAGCAGAGCAUGUUGGCAGCGGCAGCAAUGUCGACGCCGGUCAUGGUGCAGCCUGAGCUGGGGUUAUGGACCGGUGAUACGCGUCUUGGUGGGCCGACAGUGCCGGUAGUGUGGGGGGAUUCUGCACCUGAGUUAUGCUUUCUCGACGAGAUUGAGUGAAGUCGUGGGAGGUUGUGUAACUAGA
Messenger RNA from Colletotrichum navitas, 1320 nucleotides. RefSeq lists its product as uncharacterized. Lineage: Eukaryota; Fungi; Ascomycota; Sordariomycetes; Glomerellales; Glomerellaceae. Bases 462 to 1295 code for a protein of 277 amino acids. The transcript has a single exon. The record is from RefSeq and is a predicted model, not a curated record.